Colossoma macropomum (tambaqui) is the source of this 1726-nucleotide messenger RNA. Its product is annotated as nuclear factor 7, brain-like. Gene Ontology annotation, biological process: protein ubiquitination. Gene Ontology annotation, molecular function: ubiquitin-protein transferase activity; protein binding; zinc ion binding. The record is from RefSeq and is a predicted model, not a curated record. The transcript has 7 exons. Lineage: Eukaryota; Metazoa; Chordata; Actinopteri; Characiformes; Serrasalmidae. Bases 158 to 1726 code for a protein of 522 amino acids.
AGAAGAAUGCAAAAUCCUUAGCUGGGAGAUGAGAGGCGGGUGUAGCCGAGUGUGGAUAUAAGAAUCAAUUUCUUUGUCUGAGUGAGAGCUCAAAGAUUUUACUGUCCCUUUGGGUUUGCUAUCCUUUUAAAGACAGCCAGGAAACUGGAUUAAAGACAUGGCUACCUCCAGCAAUUCUUUAAGCGAGGAGCAGGUAACAUGCUCAAUCUGUCUGAACGUGUUCACUGACCCUGUCACCACUCCAUGUGGACACAAUUUUUGCAUGACUUGCAUCAGAAGGCACAGAAACAGCAGUCCACACUCCCAGUGUCCACUGUGUGGUGAGAAGUUUGACUCAUCUAAAUUCAAGAUAAACACAACAGUCAAAGAGAUUUCAGAGCACUUCAAAGGGAAGAGGACGCAGGUGACCUGUGACAGCUGCUCCAAGAGAAAGCGGAAAGCUCUGAAAUCCUGUCUACACUGUGAAACAUCUUUCUGUGAGGUUCAUCUGGAACCUCAUAAAACUGCAGAAAAACUGAAGAAGCACAAGCUGAUUGACCCUGUGGAGAAUCUGGAAGACUACGUAUGCAAGAAGCACAAAAGACCUCUGGAACUGUUCUGCAGAGAUGACCAGACAUAUGUGUGUUAUUUUUGCACUGAAACUGACCAUAAGAGUCACAACACUGUUCCCAUGGACGAGGAAAGUGAAAUUCUCCAAGCAACAGUGAAAAUAAAGAUGCAGAUGAUGAUUCAGGACAGAGAGCAGAAGAUUGCAGAAAUCAAAGAUUCAUUAAGAUUAAUUAAAGAAACAAAAGAGAGAGAAACACAAGAAAACUUUAAGUUCUUUAAUCAGCUGAUUGAGGGAAGCCAUGCUGAGCUGCUUGAAUCUAUGGAGGAACGAGAGAAAGCAGCAGAGAGGCAAGCCGAAGAGCUGAUCACAGAGCUGGAACAAGAAGUCAGCGAGCUAAAAACAAAAUAUGCUAAACUGGACCAGCUUUCAAAUCCAACAUACCACCCUUACCAACUGCAGAUUCCUAGCUACCUAAGCAGCAGGAAGCACCAAACUGAUGUGGGUUUCCACACUCAUAUUUAUUUGGAACCUUUGAGGUUAACGCUGUCUCAACUUCAGGAGGGCCUAGAUGAGAAGAUAAAAGAAAUAGUUUCUAAAGAACUGAACAGCAUUCGUCGUUAUUCAGUUGAUGUGACUUUAGACCCUGACACAGCCCAUCCUGAGCUCCUCUUGUCUGAUGAUGGGAAGCAGGUGUGGAAUGGAGGCAAAACACAAAAUGUCCCUAACAGUCCAUUUAGGUUUGAUUGGUGCUCCUGUGUCCUCGGAAAGGAGGGGUUCUCUGGAGGGAGAUUUUACUAUGAGGUCCAAGUGAGUGGGAAGACCGAGUGGGAUUUAGGCAUGGCCACCGAGUCUAUAAACAGGAAAGGGGAUGUUGAGUUGGGUCCUGAGAACGGUUCCUGGACUAUAUGGCUGAGGAAUGGGAAUACGUAUGAUGCAAAUGAGAUACCGCCUGUUCGUCUCUCCCUGAAAGAGAAGCCCCAGAAGGUUGGGGUCUUUGUGGAUUAUGAGCAAGGUGUGGUCUCCUUUUAUGAUGUUGAAGCCAAGUACCAUAUAUACUCUUUCACUGGGCAGUCUUUCUCUCAGAGGCUUUACCCAUAUUUCAGUCCUGGUGAAAAUGAAAGGGGCAAAAACUUAGCUCCACUAAUCAUUACAGCUGUAAGUAACACUGAACAAUAG